Baudoinia panamericana UAMH 10762 is the source of this 3318-nucleotide messenger RNA. RefSeq lists its product as uncharacterized. The transcript has 2 exons. The coding region runs from base 1 to 3318 and encodes 1105 amino acids. Gene Ontology annotation, biological process: protein import into nucleus. The record is from RefSeq and is a predicted model, not a curated record. Gene Ontology annotation, molecular function: small GTPase binding; nuclear import signal receptor activity. Gene Ontology annotation, cellular component: cytoplasm; nucleus. NCBI's taxonomy places the organism in Eukaryota, Fungi, Ascomycota, Dothideomycetes, Mycosphaerellales, Teratosphaeriaceae.
AUGGACGAGCAGGAGUUCGUGUCGUUGCUUCAGGCACUUCUGCUGCCGGACACACAAAAGGUAAAGCAAGCGACAAGUCAGCUGAACAAAAGCUACUACACCUCUCCGGCGUCGGUUGCGGCCUUGAUACAUAUCAUCAUCUCGCACAGCCAGCCUGAGCUUCGACAACUCGCCGCGGUCGAAGCACGCAAGCUUGUAAGCAAGCAUUGGGCGGCUGUGCCCAACGAACAGAAGCCCCAACUUCGCGACUCUUUGCUCAAAUCGACCAUCGAUGAGGAGAAACCACUGCCAAGGCACAGCAAGGCCCGAGUGAUUGCAGCUAUAGCCAAAGUAGACCUAGAAGAUGGCGAAUGGUCGGAACUCCCAGGCAUUUUGCAGCAAGCUGCCACCAGCCAGACUGCUCGGCAUAGAGAGGUUGGGUUGUACAUCAUCUAUACGUUGCUGGAGACAAUGCCCGACAUGUUUCAAGAGAACAUGGGUCAAAUGCUCGCUCUCUUUAACCGAACGAUCCAGGACCCGGAGUCUGUUGAGGUUCGACUCAACACCAUGCUUGCGCUCUCCGAACUGGCCAUGGUCUUGGACACAGAUGAAGACACGAAAAGCUUGAAGAGCUUUCAAAGCACCAUCCCGCAUAUGGUCAGAGUGCUGCAGAGCACGAUCGAGGCCGACGACGAGGAGCACACGAUGCAGGCUUUCGACGUUUUCAACAAGCUGUUGAGUUACGAGAGCGCUUUCCUUAGUGCCCACUUUGGCGAUCUACUGCGGUUCUUCAUGCAGGUCGCGAGUAACACCGACAUCGACGAUGAGGUGCGAUCGCAGGCUUUCAGCUUCUUGAUGCAAUGUGUGCGCUUCCGCAAAUUGAAGGUGCAGAGUUUGAAGGUUGGCGAGCAAAUGACCAAGAUGUGCUUGCAAGUAGCCACCGAACUGGAAGAGAUACCCUCGGACGAAGACGACAUCUCACCCGCGCGGUCAGCCUUGGGGCUGCUCGACAUCCUCUCCGAAAGUUUACCGCCGAGUCAGGUAGCUGUGCCGCUACUGAAAGCUAUCGGACCGUAUGUACAGAGUAACGAUGCGAGCCACAGGCGCGCAGGUAUUUUGGCGCUAGGCAUGUGCGUCGAGGGCGCUCCAGACUUCAUUGCCACACAACUAUCCGAGAUCCUGCCUCUUGUGCUGCAUCUGCUAGAAGAUCCAGCUACGAGCGUGCGAAGUGCGGCUCUUAACAGCGUUGCGCGGUUAGCUGAUGACCUGGCAGAGGAUAUGGGGAAGGAGCACGCGCGCUUAAUACCGGCACUAAUCAAGAACUUCGACCUGGCAUUGCAGGGCAUGCGGAACUCACAGCAAGGCACCAAAGAGCAUGAGCUGAACACCCACAUCUUGAAAGCUUCUUGCAUGGCUGUCGACUCGCUCAUUGAAGGACUAAGCAAAGAAGACGCCGCUCGUUACGUUAACGAUCUCGUACCACGCUUUGCUACGCUAUUUGACAACGACGACCACAAGGUGCAGAUGGCAGCCGUCAGUGCUGUCGGCGCCAUCGCGAGCGCAUCCGAGUCUGCAUUCGAACCUUUCUUCAAGCAGACCAUGCAAAGCCUCGGUCAAUAUAUCGCCAUUAAGGACAGCGAGGCUGAGCUUGAGCUUAGAAGCAUCGUGCUUGACUCGCUUGGCAAAAUCGCUAGCGCUGUCGGUGCAGAGGCCUUCCAGCCUUACGUCCAGCCCCUCAUGCAGUCGAGCGAAGAAGGCCUGAAGCUGGAUAAUCAGAGAUUGAAGGAAACAAGCUACAUUCUCUGGUCAACCUUGGCAAGAGUAUACGAAGAGAACUUUGAGCCAUUCCUUCAAGGUGUCGUCAAGGCGCUCAUAGACUGCCUUGAGCAGGAGGAGACGGAUGGAGAAAUCGACCUAGGCGCUGAAGCCUCGGACCUAAUUGGGCAGGAAGUCACGAUCGCCGGCAAGAAGAUUCGUGUUGCGGGUGCUAAUGGCAAGCACGAAGAUGACGACAUCAGCGAAGACCUUGUCGCACAGGCCCUUAUCGAGGGAGCGGAGGACGACGAAGACGACUGGGACGAUCUUGGCGCUGUAACUGCGGUGGCCAUGGAGAAAGAGAUCGCUGUUGAAGUCGUGGGUGACAUUCUGUCACACGCGAAAAGCAAGUACUUGCCUUACAUGCAGAAGACGAUCGAGGUCGUGCUCCCACUGCUUGAUCAUAGCUUCGAAGGCGUCCGGAAAAGCGCCGUCAGCUCGAUCUGGCGCGCUUAUUCCACCCUAUGGACCUUGGCCGAGGCAGAUAACGGCAUGCAGAAGUGGCAACCUGGCCUUCCGGUCAAAGUCCAGCCGAGCGCGGAUCUAGAAAAGCUAGGCGACUUGGUCAUGAAUGGCACGCUUGCGUUGUGGCAGGAGGAGGUUGACAGGGCCACCGUGACAGAAGUCAACCGCAACUUCGCCGCUACCCUCAAGCUUUGUGGGCCAGCUAUUCUAACCCCUACACUCACAUCCGGCAACACCACACCACUCGAGCAAGCCACAGCGGUCUUACUGCUGCUACUGCAAAAGCAACAUCCCUGCCAAGUGGACAAUGAUCUCGACGACCCGGAGGUGCUCGUUGAGGAGAGCGCGGAGUACGACUGGCUGGCCAUCGAAACCGCGAUGGAAGCCGUUACUGCCCUCGCCGAGGCGCUCGGGGAGCAGUUCGCGCAGUUAUGGAAGGUCUUUGAGACUCCCGUGCUGAAGUACACUUCAAGUCAAGAGCGCUACGAGCGUUCUGCGGCGGUGGGGACCAUCGGCGAAUGCGUUGACGCAAUGAAAGAGGCUUGCACACCCUAUACACAACGCUUGAUGCGCGUGUUGCUCAAGCGGUUGACGGACGAAGAUCCUGAGUGCAAAAGCAACGCGGCGUAUGCUAUGGGUAUGUUAUGCUACCACAGCAAGGAAGACCGGGAGGUGCUGGGCAAUUACAACACCAUCCUCGGCGCUUUGGAGCCAAUGUUGUCAAGCCGGAGCUCAACAUCGAGUGAAGAUGACGCUCGCCUGCUGGACAAUGCCGCGGGCUGUGUUAGCCGGAUGAUCAGGAGGGCGCCGCAGCAUGUGCCGCUUGAGGAGGUUCUACCUAGGCUUGUGGACGUUCUGCCGCUGAAGGAAGACUUUAGGGAGAAUGAGCCGGUGUUUGAGAUGAUCGUUGGACUCUAUCAGCAGCGGAAUGCGGUUGUUAUGGGCUUGACAGAUCGAUUGAUGCCUGUCUUUGAGAAGGUGCUGGGGCCGCCAGACGAUCAACUGUCGGAUGAGACGAAGGAAAAGGUGCAGCAGCUGGUGCAGUAUUUGCGGAGGUGA